UAGGAUACAAUGAUCAUAAUGACAAUAAAGAACAUGGAUUUAUUAAAUUUAAUAAACAAUUGCUUGAUCAACAUAUAAGUCAAUAUAGAAAAAUUAUAGAUCAACGAAAACAAAUUGAACUUGCUACAUUAUCAGGUGAAAUUAUAAGAGAUUUUAUAAAAAUAUUUCAUUUCACACUUUUGGAAGAUUUAGAUGAUCUUGAAAUUUGUUGGAUUCUUAAUGGAUCAGCAAUUGAUUCAGAAUUUAUGGAGGGUCAAUGGGAUUACCACAACAUUGGUAAUUAUGUGGUAGAAAUUUGUAAAUUUCCAUUAAUUAGAUCUUCUAAGAAAAUAUAUUCACUUGCAAAAGUAUUUACUGACAAACUUGAUAAUUCCAAUGCAACAAUUGAAUCCCAUACAACAACAUAUGAAGUUAUAAAGUGGAAGGAAAAUGCUGAAUCAAGAUGGACAACUGAAACAAGAUGGGGAGUUGAAACAGUAACCGAAGCAUAUGGCUGGGGUUAUCCAUCUGGUGAUUGGAGGUAA
Molecule: messenger RNA, 524 nt
Organism: Entrophospora candida
Lineage: Eukaryota; Fungi; Glomeromycota; Glomeromycetes; Entrophosporales; Entrophosporaceae
Source: the annotation of a GenBank genome assembly